AUGAACGUCGACGCCGGAACCAAGGGCCUACUGAAGGCCUUGCAAAAGCUGGACCAUACGAGCCGUGGCCAUGUGUUGGAGCAUCAACCGGUCAAUGUAGUGAGAGAUGUCCUCUUACUUCUCCUUCAUAAGCAGGACGCAGCUUCAGCUCCCCUAAACACACCACGCGCUCAUGCUAUCGCAGCUCCACAUCAAGUCGUCCCCGCACACGAACAGAGUGCUAGGGUCACAAAGCGUAUCAAUUCUGCCGCGACUCCAGAUCCUUCCAAGCGAGCAAGAGCUGUCGUAGCUCCGCUGGAUGAUGGAAAUGGUAGAACACAAAUCAUGAUGGAGAGAGAGCGAGAAGUGAUCGACCUUAUGAGCGAUACCGGAGAGCCAGAAGCUGAGGCUCUGAACCAGCCCGAGAACAAAGAGAUACGACAGCCACGCGACCUACCAAUGUACUUGCAAGUUCACACCGGUUUGGGACCCGACACAUUGGCAGAUCUGGAUGACCUUCCUGUCAAAGUCCAAAUCGAAUUGAAGCGCCGCUUCGACCGGCUGUGGUCGUUCAACACGCUCAGGACGAACAGAUACGCAUGCUUGACCUUCAACGCGGAGAGGCACACGGAAAAAGACAAGUGCAUUCGAAGGUUGAUCCUUACUGGCUCCUGGGACGAAAACAAGAUGUGGAGCCGAGGUGGCGAGCCCAGGAAAGCCGCAGACGACAGAUGCAUCAAGGCUCAAGAUCCCUGUACCUACUUUGCAAAGCACAACGACGAGCAUGUCAUUGUUUUUGUGCCUUUGCCCCAGGCCCAUCGAUAUGGCAGGGAUUGGACAGAUCUAGGUUACUGGGUGCUAGGUGCUUAG
This is a messenger RNA of Alternaria incomplexa, 849 nucleotides long. RefSeq lists its product as uncharacterized. Bases 1 to 849 code for a protein of 282 amino acids. The record is from RefSeq and is a predicted model, not a curated record. NCBI's taxonomy places the organism in Eukaryota, Fungi, Ascomycota, Dothideomycetes, Pleosporales, Pleosporaceae. The transcript has 2 exons.